AUGGGUGGUCUCAAUUCUGCUGAGAAGGAAAAGAUCAAGCAUGCUCUACCUAAGGCAGCAAAUAAAAUUAUAGAUGUGGCAGUUGCACGAUUGUACAUUGCAUAUCCAGACCCGGAAAAGUGGGUUUAUACUGGACUUUCUGGAGCCAUUGUUCUAGUGGACGAUAUUGUUGGUAAUACGUUUUUCUUGAAGCUUGUAGAUAUCCAUGGCCAUGGUGGUGUCCUUUGGGACCAGGAGUUGUAUGUCAACUUCCAGUACAAUCAAGAUAGGACUUUCUUCCACACUUUUGAGCUAGAGAAGUGCUAUGCUGGCUUGUUAUUUACAGAUACGAACGAGGCAUCCCAUUUCUUGAAGAGAGUGCAGAAAAGGGAGAAGUAUGGUUCGAAGAAAACGCUUGCAAACAAGAAUGCAAUUGCGCUGGAGGAUCAAAUUAAAAAGGAGGAAAAGGCCAACGUUAUCCAUGGACCUAGGGGCGAGUCUCUAAUUAGUGAUCAGAGAACUCGAUACAGAUAUGAGCCAGAUAAGUUUACCUCUAAGAGUAACAGUAACAAUGGUAGUCGUGAUUAUGAAAACGAUAAUGACGAUGAGGAAGAUGAAGAGAGUUAUUCCGAAUCAAGUGUCUCUGCAGCACCAUCAUAUAUUUCCAAGAAGCCUCCUCCACCUCCAGUUGAAAAGCAUAGAACAAUUCCCUCGUACACUUAUGAAAAUAUUCCAUCUGCUCCGGAAGCGUCGCCUCCUCCGGCUCCACCUGCUGCAGCCCCUCCAACCCCAAGUGCUCAGGCACCAGCUCCACCAGCUCCACCAGCUCCCCCAGCUCCCCCAGCUCCCCCAGCUUCUAGCGCUCCGGCUCCUCCAGCUUUCGGUAUGUCAAGACAAGCCUCCACUACAGAUUCAGCCUCGCCUGCAGCUAAUUCUCCAAUGACGAAUCAUCAUCAAGUCCAUUCAGUUCCUCCACCUUUGCCUCCAGAUCAAUACAAACCUCUGGAACAACCCCAACAGCAACAACAGUUCCAGAAUAAUGUCCCACCGGCCAGAGGUUAUCCCACACAACAAAAUAAUGGAUACAAUAAUAAUGUCAAUCAGCACCCAUUCGGAGUUCCACCGCCACCUCCACCACCAGGAGGGGGUCCAGGUGCCCUGCCUCCUAGAAACAAUAACAACAUGAUACCUGGUAGGCGUGGACCGGUGCCUCCUCCACCUCCAAGAAGAGCAGGUGCCUCAGCUGUGGCUGGGAGGGGAGCAGUCCCACCACCACCACCACCACCUGCUGGAGGUUCCAUUGGAAGUCAAAAUAAUCGUGCUGGUAGAGGCCCUCCUCCACCACCUCCUCCUAGACGUGGCCCAGCACCGCCUCCUCCUCCAAGUAGAGGACCUUCGCAUUCCACCUCUCCAUAUUCACAUCCACUUCCACCUAAUCAACCAUCACCUUCACCAAUUCCUCAGCAACAGCAACAUGCUUAUCCUCCACCACCUCCUCCUCAUCAGCAACAACAUCAAGCUUAUGCUCCUCCUCAACCUCAACAGCAAGCGUAUGCUCCUCCUCCUCCUCCUCCUCCUCCUCAACCUCAACAGCAAUAUCCAUACCAACAGCAACAGCAACAGCAACAGCAAGCUUAUGCUCCUCCACCACCUCCACCUCCUCAACAACAGCCUCAAAGUCAAUCAUACGACAGAGCAGCACAUGCUCUCCCACCUCAGCCAGCUAACAAUGCCCCAGCAGCUCCACCACCACCACCUAUGUUUUCGCAACCUCAGCAAGCUAAUACAUCUGGCGCUCCUCCACCACCACCUCCUCCUCCACAAAUGAAUGGAGCUGCACCUCCAGCACCUCCUCCACCUGCAUUUAACCAACAGCAGCAGCAGCAAUCUUCAAAUUUUGUUGAAACAACUGGCGACUCCGGAAGAGAUGCAUUAUUGGCAUCAAUUCGUGGUGCAGGUGGUGUUCAUGCUCUCCGGAAAGUUGAUAAAUCACAGCUUGAAAAGCCUAGUCCUUUAUUACAGAAGAACGGUGGUGAUAUCGGUGGUAGUUCAGCUCCAGCACAAUAUCCUGCAGGAGCAGGGUCAGCGCCUCAACCAGGUGCUCAAGCCGGUGCACCUGCAUCACUAGCAGAUGCACUUGCAGCAGCUCUAAACCAAAGAAAAAAUAAAGUUGGACGUGGAGAGGAUGACUCUGAUAAAGAUGAUUGGUGA
Molecule: messenger RNA, 2190 nt
Organism: Kluyveromyces marxianus DMKU3-1042
Lineage: Eukaryota; Fungi; Ascomycota; Saccharomycetes; Saccharomycetales; Saccharomycetaceae
Gene: LAS17
Product: actin-binding protein LAS17
Exons: 1
Coding region: 1-2190 (729 amino acids)
Molecular function (GO): actin binding
Source: RefSeq, a predicted model, not a curated record